Molecule: messenger RNA, 776 nt
Organism: Drosophila serrata
Lineage: Eukaryota; Metazoa; Arthropoda; Insecta; Diptera; Drosophilidae
Product: protein TEX261
Biological process (GO): endoplasmic reticulum to Golgi vesicle-mediated transport
Cellular component (GO): endoplasmic reticulum membrane; COPII-coated ER to Golgi transport vesicle; Golgi membrane
Molecular function (GO): COPII receptor activity
Source: RefSeq, a predicted model, not a curated record
UUUGUUUUGUCGGCCGAUUGGAGCCGCCUCUAAAUAUAUAUAUAUACAUAUAUAUAGUAUACCCUAUUAUAUAGCUUUCGUGUAAAGUACACAUCAUGGGUUUCCUCUACAUACUGGGCUGGGUAUCCCUGGGCAUACAGAUUGUAUUUCUCACGCUGUCCAUAGUGGCCGGCCUCUACUACUUGGCGGAGCUGGCGGAGGAGUACACGACGGCGGCACGGAAGUGCAUUCUGGGCAUGAUUAGCUUCACCAUUUUCGUGUACAUCCUGCUGAUGCUAUUCGAGGACCUGCCAUGGAGCAUGAUCAUAUGCGGCUUCGUGGCACAGGGUUUCCACCUGGCCAUAAUGGGCGGAUUUCCAUUCGUGCGCCUUCUGUCGGUGCCCCUGCUGGGCUCCCUGGCCAUGCUGGUCGUCAAUCACUUCCUUGCCUUUCAGUAUUUCACCAGCGUUUAUGUGCCUUUUACGCAGGUUCUGGCCUACUUCACCAUCUGCAUGUGGAUCGUGCCCUUCGCCCUGUUCGUCUCGCUCAGCGCCAACGAUAGCGUCCUGCCCACCACCGUCAGCGAUCAGAGCCGGCGCAGUCCGGAUGUGGUCAGCAAUUACUUUUCGCGGAACAAGAAGCAGGGCCUGCUCUCCCUGUUUCAGUAUCUGAAAGAGACCGUGCUCCCUGGUCGGAGCAAGAAGGCCUUCUAGGAUUACAGCCUAUCCGAUAUGUGUGUUCAGUAGUUUAUUUAUUGUUUAAAUUAAUUUUUGUAGUCACGCACACCACACAUACAC